CCCAUAUACCCUCCCAGUACCAGGCGGUUCACUUGAUUUUGUGUUUUAAGGGGGGUGCGUCCUUUGGUCUUAGUUUGCUGCCCUGCUGCCUCUUUUGCACGCAUCUUACCUUCGGAUAGCUAGCUUCAUUCCAGAUAUCCCACGUAGGCUCUUUAUUUUGGCACCGGUUUGGCCGCUGUAGUGGCGACCAGUCUCGUGAAUGCCAAAGCAUAAAGGAGAAGUCCUCCAACAGAAAUAUCACUCUUGGAGCUUCUGUCGUCGAGCCUGCUAAACAAGCCCUCCCCUUUUCGGCUUGGAGUCUCGUGACCGAGGAGGUCCCGUCCUCUCUCCCUCCCCUGGAAGAAACAAAAACACCCACAGCUCCUCUCUUCGCCCUCUCCCAACUUCUCCCCUCUAUCAGCCAGCACGCCCUCUUCUACGUCUUAAAAGGAUACAACGAUCUUUCAUCUUGCUUCAGCUUGUGUCCCUCUGUUUACCGUGCCUACUGUCUCAAGCUGGAAAGCAAAGAGUCGAACAACGCGCAGUAUUGCUCGAUAUGGGUGAUAAACCUGCGCUUAAGGCGAACGGUGUUGAAGAUCCAGCGUUGACAGUGACAUCCAAAGAUAAUGGCAAGGCAAAAUCAGGUAUUUCUCUCUCUCCUUGCCUCUUGUCACUUUUUUUUUUUGGGUGAUGGAGAUCCCGGUGGAUGGUCCCAUGUAGCCCAUGAAAAAUUGUUAUCUGCACUUCAAGGACCAGAGAGCAUAUGUUGCUUGGCUGCGAAGUCCUGCCUCUGAUUGUCUCUAACCGUUCUCUCUGUCGUUUCCAGAGCAAGAAGUUUAUGGCUGCGGAUUUGAAAGCGGACCCAGCCGUCCACCAACCCCUCAUGGCAUUGGUAUGCCAAACAACUUCGCGGAAGUUGUCAAGGGCAUUUACAGAAGUAGCUUUCCCAUGCCCGUUCAUCUCAGCAGUCUCGCACAGCUUAACUUGAAGACAAUCGUUACCCUUGUUGAAGAAGAGUGGUCCCCUGAAUAUUCGGCGUUUGUACGGGAUAAGGGCAUCACCUCUCGCAUCAUCCCUAUCCUAGCAAACAAGCAGCCCAAUGUUUUCACCCCCUACAGCACCAUUGUGGAAGUCUUGACCAUCCUCCUCGAUACCAGAAACCAUCCUGUUAUGGUUCAUUGUAAUAAAGGAAAGCAUCGCACUGGAUGCAUAAUGGCCUGUUUCCGCAAAGCCCAGGGAUGGACCUCUGUGGCUGCCAUUGCAGAAUACAUCUAUCACUCAGCUCCCAAGACUCGAACUCUGGACCGUAAUUAUAUCCAAGAAUUUGAUGAGGGUACGGUAGCAGAUCUCGUCAAAAAGACCGGUGCUCAAAAGUGGCUUCCAACCUUCCCACCCAUCAAAUAUACCUUUGAUAGCGAGGAUGAAGAAAAUCCUCAUAUGAACGGCAACAGUGCGAAGAAGUCAGAACUUGCAACGAGUGCACCUCCAGUUUCAUUCCAUGGAGCAAACGGACUUCGACAUACCAACAGCCUUUGA
Messenger RNA from Trichophyton rubrum CBS 118892, 1515 nucleotides. RefSeq lists its product as uncharacterized. NCBI's taxonomy places the organism in Eukaryota, Fungi, Ascomycota, Eurotiomycetes, Onygenales, Arthrodermataceae. Gene Ontology annotation, cellular component: cytoplasm. The coding region runs from base 874 to 1515 and encodes 213 amino acids. The transcript has 3 exons. The record is from RefSeq and is a predicted model, not a curated record. Gene Ontology annotation, biological process: protein dephosphorylation. Gene Ontology annotation, molecular function: phosphatase activity; inositol diphosphate tetrakisphosphate diphosphatase activity.